Molecule: messenger RNA, 2035 nt
Organism: Phyllostomus discolor (pale spear-nosed bat)
Lineage: Eukaryota; Metazoa; Chordata; Mammalia; Chiroptera; Phyllostomidae
Gene: LIMS2
Product: LIM zinc finger domain containing 2
Biological process (GO): positive regulation of substrate adhesion-dependent cell spreading; cell-cell junction organization; positive regulation of integrin-mediated signaling pathway
Cellular component (GO): cytoplasm; focal adhesion; cell-cell junction
Source: RefSeq, a predicted model, not a curated record
UCCCAUUCAUUCUCCCCUCAGCAACAUGUCUGUUGCUUUAGCCAACGCAGUAUGCCAGCACUGCCAGGUAUGCUUCACUCCUGCCAAGAGGAUUGUCAGCAGCAAUGGAAAGCUGUAACAUGAGCACUGCUUUGUGUGUGCCCAGUGUUCCCGGCCCUUCCCUGAGGGGCUCUUUUACGAGUUUGAAGGCCAGAAGUACUGUGACCAUGACUUCCAAAUGCUGUUUGCUCUGUGCUGCUGAUCAUGUGGCAAAUUCAUCAUUGGCUGUGUCAUCAAGGCCAUGAACAGCAACUGGCCUGGGUGCUUCUGCUGUGAGCUGUGUGAUGUGGAGCUGGCUGACCUGGGCUUUGUGAAGAAUGCAGGCAGGCACCUGUGUUGGCCUUGCCACAAUCUUGAGAAGGCCAAGGGCCUGGGACCCAAGUACAUCUGUCAGCAGUGCUACCUGGUCAUUAAGGAGCAGCCCCUCAUGUUCAGGAAUAACUGGUACCACCUGGACCACUACAGCUGCACCCAUUGCAGGAAGGAGCUGACUGCUGAAGCCUGAGAGCUGAAGGGGAGACUCUACUGCCUGCCAUGCCAUGACAAGAGGGGUGUCCCCAUCUGUGGUGCCUGCCGUCGGCCCAUUGAGGGUCGUGUGGUCAAUGCACUGGGCAAGCAGUGGCAUGUGGAGCACUUUGUGCGUGCCAAGUGUGAGAAGCCAUUCCUAGGACGUAGGCACUAUGAGAAGAAGGGCCUGGCCUACUGUGAGACCCGGAGUAGAGGGACAGCAGCAGGAAUAAAGGGGCAUUCUGAGAAGCAAUGCUUCAACCUGGCAUCCUUCCGAGGGGUUGAUUCUGAUGUGCCAUGGCUCUCUGGGGACGUCUGCUACAGCUGCCGCCAUGUGAUCGAGGGUGAUUUGGUUUCAGCCCUCAACAAGGCCUGGUGUGUGAACUAUUUCUCUUGCUGCACCUGCAACAAUAAGCUCACCCUGAAGAACAAGUUUAUGAAGUUUGACAUGAAGCCCGUGUGGAAAAGAUGCUACAAGAACUUCCCACUGGAGCUGAAGAAGUGGCUGAAGAAGCUGGCAGAGCUGGCUGCCCCCAAGGCCUACCCCAAGUCUAUGGGCCCCCCCUUGCCCUCACUUCUCCUCUUCUUGCUGGUCUUCCUGCUCAUGCUGAGCUCUUCUGCUUGCCACCUCCAUUGCUCAUCUUAUCUCCCUUCAUGGAUCUUCCCUUCUCUCUGGUCAGCAUUCCCUCCUCUUCCCUUUGCUCCCUUCUCUUGCCCUCUCCCUGGGACUCUUCUCUCCCUUGCUAUGGGCUCCUCUCCCUCCUUCUCUUUAGGCACAAGGCAGAGGUGGGGGCCUGGAUGUGUUGAGCCUAUGACAGGCCCGUGUCUACAAGCCUUAGCCUGACAUCCUCAAGGGACAGGAGCAAAUGGAGACCUGGAGUCACCUGGCCUUCGAUGGGGGCCACUUCUCUUAGCCCUGCCUAGCAGACCUGUUCCAUUCCUACAGGGGACCUGACAGCUCACACUCUUUUGUGGGGGCUUGGCCAGCCUCUGCCCAGACUGGCCCCAAUGUGUACCUAUGUGGCCCUGCACAGACAGGUAGCUGCCCUGCCCCAGGACCAAGGCCACAGGGAAUAGGAAGUCUGGUGAAACCACUCUUCCAUCCCUCAGCCACCCACUCAACCAAGUAGGAUCCUUGUGCCUGAACUGGGCCAGCACGUCCUGCCAACUCACUCCAUGAAUCAACAGGAUGGACAAGGACCCUACUCCUCCCUCACUCAGGAGGCUUCCUUCCUAAAAUCUGGCCUUGGCUACUCCAUCCCAGGUUUGGGUCACUGUGGCUUUCCCAAGCUCCUCUGUGGUCACUGCAGUCCCUCCAUCCCUGCACCCCAGGCACACAUUAAGCUUCUGGGUAAAGCUGGGGGCCAGAAGGUGGUGGAGCCAGGUGGAUGGCUCAUUCCUACCCUCCAGGGAGGAUACUUCCUCCAUGGCCAGCACAGGACUUGGUGUGACUCACGCUUGCACAAUAAAUAAAGGCUUGCGUACACAA